Messenger RNA from Emiliania huxleyi CCMP1516, 1194 nucleotides. RefSeq lists its product as hypothetical. NCBI's taxonomy places the organism in Eukaryota, Haptophyta, Isochrysidales, Noelaerhabdaceae. The transcript has 4 exons. Bases 1 to 1194 code for a protein of 397 amino acids. The record is from RefSeq and is a predicted model, not a curated record.
AUGUCGGACCAGAAGCCUUUGCGCUUUGGCCUCAAGCGACGCCAGCUGCGCACGCUCGCCCAGCGACAGCGAGACGCCGUCCGCCCGCGCCAGCCGUCGAUCGCCACGGCGAACGGCGCGCUGUCGCAUUCUUGGGAGGACGAUGAGACACCCGACCGCGAGGAGGCAGCCGCGCGCGCAAUGCUUCAGAGGUUGGAAGCGCGGCUGCGCGAAUCCAGCUCGUCCACGAGCAAGCUCGCCUCGCCCUCCAACGGCGGCGGCACUAAUGGGCGUCUCGCAGCCGCUGCGCCGCGCCGCGGAGAGUGCCUGCGGCUGACGCUGCUGCCGACGCAUCUGCUCAUCGAGGAUGUCGACCUCGCGCUGCCGUACUCCGCGGAGACGAACCGCUUCCUGCGCUGCGUCGAGGCCGGUCGACUGCCGCUGCUGCAGCUGCGCUCGAACCCCGCCCUCUGGGCUCUCUGCGAGAAGCGCUUCAUCGAGGGCUGCCUGCCGGUCGAAGUUUCGGACCGGCGGUCGCCAGAGGCAGAGGCGGAGGCUGCGGCGAGACGCGCCACCGGGGGAGGGGAGAGCGGCACGACGCUGGCGUGCCUCACCGAGGCGGCGCUGCUGCUCGCGACGGCGCCGCCUCCGUGUCUGCGUGCUGCCGAGGCGGGGCCCGCAGCCGCGGCGCCCCUCGGCGUCAUCGGCCGGCUCGCCAACGCGCUCCAGUUCGACCGCCUCAAGCUGCACGCCUACCCGCAGGCGGGGUCACCCUCGCCGACAGCGGAGGAGGACCGCGGCGGCGCGAGCUCGCGGAUGAACGCGAACGUCUGCUUCCCCCUCCUCUCUCGCCUGAGCGCCAUCCAGGCGCAGCAGAACCACCGCGUCGCCGAGAGUCUGCCGCAGGCGACCGAGACGCUCAACCGGCUCAUCCUGGAGAGAAGGAGCGAGCACUCCAAGCGCGCGCAGACGCUCAACCACGCGCUCUUCGUCAAGACGGCAGCAGACCAGGCGAGGAGGCGUGCGGCGGAGGCGGCGACGCCCCUCUCCGCCUCGCAAGUGAUGCAGGCGGCGCCGCCGGCGAUCAAGCGGCAGCGGAGCGGCAAGGCCAAGGAGGAGCCGCUCAGCUACACGGAGGAGCUCGCCGUCCGCUGCACCGAGGGCCCAAAACAGAGGGGCGCCCGGAUAAUGGGGAAAUCCUUCCUUUUUUCUUAA